Messenger RNA from Naumovozyma castellii, 642 nucleotides. RefSeq names its product Mdy2p (gene MDY2). The transcript has a single exon. Lineage: Eukaryota; Fungi; Ascomycota; Saccharomycetes; Saccharomycetales; Saccharomycetaceae. Bases 1 to 642 code for a protein of 213 amino acids. The record is from RefSeq and is a predicted model, not a curated record.
AUGACAUCCACUGAACCUGAUUUUAUUUCAAAAUUCCUAACAUUGGCAACUUUAAAUGAACCAGCACUAUCAAGUAAUUAUGAGAAACCAUUACAAGAAAUUUCAUCCAUAGGGGUUCAAUUACCACCUUUGAAGUAUAGAUAUGAUCCAACAAAGGUCAAAAGAGAAGCUACACCAGGGAUCUUGAAUACUUCUUCUUCAACCCCAAUUCCAUUGACAUUGAAGAGUGUUAGGCCUCCAAAGUUUUCCCUAGAGCAUCAAUUCAGCAGUAAUGACACAAUUUAUCAGGUAAAGAAAUACUUGGUAGAUGAAUCAAAGGCUCAAUCUACAACUGACUUGAAACUAUUGUUGAAGGGGAAAGUAUUACAUGAUAGCGUCCCAUUGGUAGAUCUAGAGGUAGAAAAUCCUAUGAUUAAUGUUAUGAUUUCCAAAUCUUCCUCUGCGACAACAUCUCCUGCACCAAUUCCUGUACCAAAAAAGGCUGAAAAACCUUUAGAAAAGGAGGAAUCUUUACAUCCCAAACCUUUGAUGUCUUUACCAUGGGAAGAUAUCGAAAGUUUGCUUGAAACAAAACUCCAAGAUAAGGAGCAUGCGACCCAGGCUCUGCAAAGGUUGAAGAGAGGUUGGAGUCUAACAGAAUAG